This is a messenger RNA of Blastomyces gilchristii SLH14081, 1173 nucleotides long. Its product is annotated as DUF636 domain-containing protein. The record is from RefSeq and is a predicted model, not a curated record. The transcript has a single exon. Lineage: Eukaryota; Fungi; Ascomycota; Eurotiomycetes; Onygenales; Ajellomycetaceae. Gene Ontology annotation, molecular function: carbon-sulfur lyase activity. Bases 1 to 1173 code for a protein of 390 amino acids.
AUGGCGACCCAAACCUUCACCAAAACCCUCACCAAAACCCUCACAGCUCACUGUUUCUGCCGCGCUGUCCACUACAACCUCACCAUUCCCUCCACUUCUCUCCCGCUAUCCACGCUUGUCUGCCACUGCAGCAUCUGCCGCUACGUUCAUGGAGCACCAUGCGCCUUCCACGCGCCUCUGCCUGCGGGUAUAUCCCCACAAUGGGUCGCAUCCUCAGGCCCACACGCCCUGACCAGGUACAAACAUACCAGUGGCGCCCUCUGCGAGCGUGCUUUCUGUAGCACCUGUGGCUGUCAAAUUGGUGACAUCUGGCCUGCAAAACCUAUCAACAGCAAGGAGAAGGAGGGGGGGCGGGAGGCGGAGGCGGAGGCACAAAAUGCCUCUGACAAUCAACACUGGACUGUUUCCACUUCCAUCUUCACCGACCACAGCCCAGCCAAUUUCCAAAUAGACAAACAUAUCUUCACCGACUCCGCCCCGGGCGGGGUGGGACUACAUCAACUCCUCCCUCGUAUCGGCGGGCACGAUAUACAAGUAUACCCGGGCCACUUCCUCCCACCAAAUGCUAAACGCAUCCUACUCCCCGCCCCAGCACCGGCCAAGGUCGAAUUGGGCGGUGCAGAUGGUAAGGAGGAGCGGCUCCGCGCGGAAUGCCACUGCGGUGGGGUCUCCUUCACGUUCCCCCACCCAACACAAGCCAUCCUCGACGAUCCCGAACUGAAUGCAUUCGUCUCACCCACCGAUCCGCGCAAGUGGGUCGCGUGCCUGGAUCUCUGCGACGAUUGUCGCUUGCUGAACGGCACGCAUGUGGCUGCGUGGACGUUCCUGCCGCUGCGCCUGCUAGAACCGGCUAUUGGGACUGAGUUAAACAUCGGUACCACAAAGACGUUCAAGUCUUCCAAGGGGGCGAAGAGGGCGUUUUGUGGAACGUGCGGGGCGACAGCAUUUUAUUGGAAUGAGGAUAGACCGGAUAUAGUGGAUGUGGCUCUUGGGUUGGUGAGGGCGAUCGAGGGGUUAUUUGCAGAGAGCUGGGUAACAUGGAGGAGCGGGCGGGUGGCGUUCAAAGAGAGCGGGGAGUUGUUUGAUAGGGAUUUUGCGGAGGCCAUGGCGGAGGGAAUUGAAAGAUGGGGGUUGGAGAGGGAGGGAAAGGUAUUAAAUUUCAAAAUUGGGUGA